Molecule: messenger RNA, 3096 nt
Organism: Drosophila innubila
Lineage: Eukaryota; Metazoa; Arthropoda; Insecta; Diptera; Drosophilidae
Gene: side-II
Product: nephrin
Exons: 17
Source: RefSeq, a predicted model, not a curated record
AUGGCGGCGACUUCAUCCCAAACACAAAACAACAAUAACAACAACGUAAUGCCAUCCACAUCCGCAUUUACCACAAUCGCAGUGAAAACGAAGGACAUUGAUGCCGUUGAGGGUAAAUCAGUGUCCCUCCCCUGCCCCAUUGCCGAACCACUGCAUGAUGUUUAUAUGGUCUUAUGGUUUCGUGAUAAUGCCGGCAUACCUUUAUAUAGCUUCGAUGUGCGCGAUAAUAUGGCCCUAGAGCAACCCCGACACUGGUCAGCUCCGGAAGUCUUUGGCUCACGUGCCAAAUUCCAUUUUGACUCGCAGCCAGCCACAUUGGAAAUUAAGCGUCAUGAUCAAGGCAUUUACCGUUGCCGUGUGGAUUUUCGCACAGCUCAAACGCAAAGCUUCCGUUUCAAUUUGUCUGUAAUAAUACUUCCGGAGCAGCCCAUCAUACUGGACCGUUGGGGUCGUCAGCUGAAUGGCACACAAUUGGGUCCUAAGCAGGAGGGAGACGAUAUUGUUAUCACUUGUCGUGUGGUGGGUGGUCGUCCACAACCGCAGGUACGCUGGCUCGUAAAUGGACUACUUGUCGACAAUCAAAACGAGCACAAUUCCGGUGAUGUUAUCGAGAAUCGACUGUUGUGGCCAUCGGUGCAGCGUAACGAUUUAAAUUCCGUAUUCACAUGUCAAGCAUUGAAUACGCAAUUAGAUAAGCCCAAGGAGAAGAGCUUCAUACUGGAUAUGCACUUGAAACCAUUGACUGUUAAUAUACUGGACCCCCCCAGCUCAAUGAUUGCCGAUCGUCGUUACGAAGUCACCUGCGAGUCGUCCGGUUCACGUCCCAAUGCCAUCAUCACGUGGUACAAGGGAAAGCGUCAAUUGCGACGCACAAAGGACGACAUAUCAAAGAACUCGACACGCUCGGAGCUGAGCUUUGUGCCCACCACAGACGACGAUGGCAAAUCGAUAACAUGCCGUGCGGAAAAUCCAAAUGUGAAUGGCCUUUAUUUGGAGACCAUGUGGAAAUUGAAUGUCGUUUAUCCUCCGCUGGUUACGUUGCGUCUGGGCUCCACCUUGACACCGGAUGAUAUCAAGGAAGGCGAUGAUGUUUACUUCGAGUGUCACGUACAAUCGAAUCCUCAAUGGCGGAAACUGUUGUGGUUACAUAAUGGCAUACACUUGGAGCACAAUACCUCGGCCCGUGUCAUCCGCUCGAAUCAGAGUCUCGUGCUCCAGAAGAUCACCAAACACUAUGCGGGCAAUUAUGCGUGCAGUGCAAUUAACGAUGAGGGCGAAACGGUCAGCAAUCAGUUGCCGCUGCGGGUCAAAUACACUCCCGUUUGCAAGCACACGGAUCGCGUUAUACUAAUUGGUGCCUCCAAGGAUGAGACUGUUGAGGUUGUUUGCGAGAUACAAGCGGACCCUCCGCCACGGUGAGUACAAACAAAAAACUCCGCACUUCGCACUCUGCAAUCCCCUCCCCUUGUCCCUUUUGGUGCAGAUUAUGGCACGCUCUCCUGCUGGGCGGCCAACGAGGUGGGAACUCAGCAACAGCCCUGUCUCUUUCAAGUGGUUCUGGCGGCUUUACCCAAUGCCGUCAACAAUUGCAGCAUCUUCAAUCGGACGGAGCUCAGUGUGGACAUACAAUGCAUUCCAGGUUACGAUGGAGGUCUGCCUCAAAUAUUUGUCCUCGAAAUGUUUUCAUCACGCACCGGUGUUACCAGAUUCAAUCUGAGCAAUGCGGAGGAGGCGCUCUUCUCGUUGGAGAAUCUGGACACGCUCACUUCCAUGAUGAUGCAGGAGAAUAAUUCGUUGAGGCUACGCAUUUAUUCCUACAAUCAAAAGGGACGCAGUGCGGCAUAUAUGUUGCCCGAUUUCAUAAUUGGCUCAACAGCUUACAAGACAGACGACGAUGUAACACUGACACUGUCCCCGGUGAUUGUUGGCAGCGUUUUGACCAUCAUAAUUAUUGGAGUGGCCAUCGCGAUACGGAUAUUUGUGGUAACAUUUGUCCACAAUUUGCGACGCAAUCGCCAACAUGGCAACAAGGCGACGGUUGCGGGAGUGGUCGCCCAAUCAGGCGAUGUCUUCAAGAGCGGCAACCUGGAGAAACCACGCUGGCAACAUACGGAUAUAAAAACGAAAUCAUCAGAGGAUUUGGUUGAAGAUGAACGUGAUCCAGAUGUAAUACCCUCACAAUAUGUUGGUGGCAGCAGCGCCGGCAGCAGUGGCAGCAAUGCCUCCAAUGUGGGCAGUACCACUGCGGGCACAGCCACCGGUAGCAGCACCUCCACAGCGGUUGCCACCGCUGCUCCCGCGGACCGCGAUGCGCCUCAGUUUGUAGCUGCCGCGACGCCCUCUGGCGUUGGAGUCGUUGGAAGCGUUUCCAAGUGGUCACCCAAUGGCAAUGCACCGGCCAUGACGACGACUACGACGCUGUCCAGUGAUCCGGCGAAUCCGCCGGUCACCUACAAUCACAUAAAUGCGCAGCGGGCGCAGCUGUUGGCCGCCGUGGCAGCAGCUGGCGGUGGAUGCAGCAGCACUGUCAUCUCGCCCAGCAGCAGUAUUAUAGGAAGCCUCGGUGGCGGGGCGAAGCAACUGCCCCUGGGCAUGGGCGGCACCAUCAUCGGGUCGCCGACGUCGCUUUCCUCGACGGCGACAAUCGCGGCACAUCUUCAGCCGGCGCACAGCAGUGGAGUGGGCACACUUCCGCCUGGUCUGGGCAGUGGUGGUGGUUAUAUAUUGAAUGCCUAUUCCAGUGGUCGACUGCAUCACCCGCUGCAGCAGGCAGGUGGCUCUGGUGUGGGACACACGGCCACAUUGAAUCGUCAUCAUCACCAUCAUCAUCAUCAGCACCAGCAACAGCAGCAGCAACAACAGCAUCAUCAGCCCGGCUCUGGGUCAAGUCUCUUGCUGGGCAGCAUGGGCAGUGUAAUGGGCGUGGGCGUGACUUCGACAACAACCACCUCGUGCAACUCAUCACAGGACUUGGAUGACAACAUCAACAUAAAUGCCAUCAAAGAUUGCCUCAUGACGCAACGUGUCCCAGAAAGUUGCGUCUAAAUGGAGUAUAAAGUAUAAAGUAGAUAUCUUGAGGCUAGACAUAGACCCAUG